AUGGAGCUUAUACGCAACAUCUCACAAUUGGUUCAGCUAGAUCUCAAACUUGUCGAUGAAAUCACACGAGAGAUAACAGAUACCGAGAUCCCUUAUCAGGUCACGUAUGGAGAGUUCCAAUUUGGAGGCUGGCAUACAGCGGCACUGUAUGUGCCCCAAGGUCAAGACGACAGCGACGCUAUAGUGCGUGACGGCAAGGCAGUUCCAACAGCACUCCUUGACAAGCUGCCAGCAACGCGUGGAUUCCUGGCGCAGCUCGACUUAGACUACUUCACGGUUCGGAUAGCACGCAACGACGUGGACUCGUGGUUGUGGGAACAUCGCGACUAUAUGGAGUUGGACCAGGGCAUGGAAAGAUGCCGACUUCACGUUCCGCUUGUCACCAACGACCUCGCUGUAAUACAGUUCGAAAGUCAUGCUGUUCAUAUGGCCAGAGGGUGGCUCUGGAAAUUGGAUCCCACCAGCAGUCAUGCAGUGUCCAAUACUGGUGGCUCUGGGAGGAUUCAUCUGAUACUGGAUUGCUAUAUGAUGAACUCGAUUCGCUGCAUGGUGAAGUCUCAGCACCUCGACAAGGACCACAUAUUUCCGCUACCGAAACUCCUCGAAACCGAAAGAACGGAACUUCUAGCACAAGCGAGUCAACUAUUCAUGGACGAGGGCCAGGAGACGGCGGAGCAAAGCUUGCUCAAGACGUUCCAUCGAUUUGACCUUGGAGAAAGCUCGAGCUAUGACUUGCUAGUUCAACUAUACAGAAAUGUGGGAUCCAAGGACUACGAGCAGCACUGGCUCAAGGAGCAGAAUAUCCGACUGUUCAAUCGAGAGAAGUUGGAGGUCAUCGAAGCUUGAGCCUGCAAGAUACAUACAUAGCUGCAUUUACUCAACCUGUGGGCGCAAUAGUGGACGCG
This is a messenger RNA of Cercospora beticola, 905 nucleotides long. RefSeq lists its product as uncharacterized. The record is from RefSeq and is a predicted model, not a curated record. NCBI's taxonomy places the organism in Eukaryota, Fungi, Ascomycota, Dothideomycetes, Mycosphaerellales, Mycosphaerellaceae.